AUGCAGCCCGAUCCUCAUACAACGCCCGGCUUGGCUCCCACGGACCCCGCGGCCGCCGCCGCCGCCGCCGGGCCCAGUUUCACUUACCCAGGCACACCUCAGUCGGACCAGUACUCGAGGCACCCCCGGAGCAAGAGGCCCGAAGACUUCGCUUUUGGCAAAGUCCUGGGUGAAGGAGCGUUCGCCACCGUAGUGUUGGCCCGCGACCUGGCAACUUCCAAGGAGUACGCUAUGAAAAUCCUGGAGAAAAAGCAAAUCAUUAAAGAGAAGAAGGUACGAUAUGUCACCAGCGAACGGGAUGUCCUGGCCGGCUUGGAGCACCCGUUCAUCGUCAAGCUUUACUUCACUUUUCAGGACAAGGAGAAGCUUUAUUUUGGCCUCAGCUAUGCCAAAAAUGGGGACCUGGUAACAUACGUCCAGGAACUGCGUCCUUUGGACGAGGCCUGUGUCCAGUUUUAUUCCGCAGAGCUGGCGUCUGCCCUGGAGUACUUGCACUCGAAGGACAUCAUUCACAGGGACCUGAAACCUGAAAACAUUCUCUUCACUGCCGAGAUGCACAUUCAGGUCACAGACUUUGGAUCAGCCAAAAUGUUGUUCCACUCUUGUAAGAAAGCCAGGGCUAACUCCUUCGUGGGCACGGCCCAAUAUGUGGCCCCGGAACUCCUGGCUGAGAAAGGAGUGUGUAAGAGUUGCGACCUGUGGGCUCUGGGCUGCGUAAUAUAUUACCUUAUAGCAGGCCUAUCUCCAUUCCAUGCUGUAAAUGAGUAUUUCAUAUUCCUCAAGAUCAUGAAGCUAGCUUAUGACUUUCCAGAGGAAUUCUUCCCAAAGGCAAAAGACCUCGUGGAAAAGUUGCUGGUUUCCGAUCCCACAAAGCGUGUAGGCUGUGAAGAAAUGGGGGGUUAUGGAGCCCUGAAGGCCCACCCAUUCUUUGAAAACAUCACCUGGGACACUUUGCAUCUUCAGUCACCUCCACAGGUCAAGAGACCUUUAAUCUCUACAUCUGAAGAUGAAAAUUACUUUUGGAACUUAUGA
Messenger RNA from Dromiciops gliroides (monito del monte), 1032 nucleotides. RefSeq names its product putative 3-phosphoinositide-dependent protein kinase 2. Gene Ontology annotation, biological process: intracellular signal transduction; peptidyl-serine phosphorylation. Lineage: Eukaryota; Metazoa; Chordata; Mammalia; Microbiotheria; Microbiotheriidae. Gene Ontology annotation, molecular function: ATP binding; protein serine/threonine kinase activity. Bases 1 to 1032 code for a protein of 343 amino acids. The record is from RefSeq and is a predicted model, not a curated record. The transcript has a single exon.